AUGCUAAUUGCCCUGGUAGGACGUUCUAAUGUAGGUAAAUCGUCACUUUUUAACGCUCUUAUAACAAGAGUAGGUGGAAUAUCGAACAUUUUCAAUUCCGUAGUCUCCGAUAAGCCAGGUACUACCAGAGAUGCUAAGCACGGAAGGUUUUACCUUCUUGGGAAUAAAAUUACCUUGAUUGAUACGGGAGGCAUUGAACACAGUUUCCUCAGGGAGAUUGAUUCCAAGAAUUACGCAAAUUGCACUUCUCUGGUGGAGAAAAUAGAACAAGAUGCCUGUUCAGCAGUUAAAAAUUCCAAUUUAGUUUUUUUUGUUCUAGAUGGGAAGGAAGGUGUAACCCCUUUGGACAUACAGAUGAGUUCUAAGAUCAGAAGAUGGGUUAUGGAAUCUUCUAAUAAUCCAGAAGUUAAAUUGAUAGUAAACAAACUUGAGAAAAAAGACUCAGUAGAAUAUUAUGAAGGAGUAGGUAAUUGUAUAUCUGAAUGUCACGAUCUGGAUUUUGGAGAUCCUAUUUUUGUUAGUGCACAGCAAAACCACGGGAUUGAAGAACUCAGAAAUAUCAUUAAAAGUAAAUUGAAGAAUAAAGACAUCAAAAAACUGGAAGAAAUGGCAAUUUUAUCGCAACAUGUACCAUAUAUUGAGAAUCUAGAUUCAUAUAAUGAAGCAGAGGACGAAGAUCAACAUUAUGAAAUUGAUAAAUCCAUACGCGUAUGUUCAUCUGUAAGAGGUAGUUACAGGCCGAAUGAUCAGUGGUUAAAAUUGUUAGAUAAGAUUUGUGGAGGAGUUCCAUUUAGUAAAGAAGAAAACGAUAAAUUCAUUAUCCCGUCAAUAUUUUCACCUGCUGAACAACUUGCACAGCUAUAUCUCCCAAAUAACCUUAGAGAAGAUUGUGUAGGUGAAGCAGAUGGGAUAAAUGCACCCGAAGAUACAAGCCAAUCUGCACCGGAUGAAAGUGGACAUGCAGAUCACGAUUUUACUUCGACUACUACGUCUGGAGAUGAUAAAAAAAAGGUUUCUAAACCUCAAAUUUCUAUCGAACCUACUGUUAAUCCAUUAAGCAUUGUAAUUCUAGGAAGUAUUGACAGCGGAAGAGAAAGAUUAGUAUCUUUGCUUUGCGGAGAACGUGUAAUACAUGCUAGAAAAGAAGAUGAAGUCUCACCAAAUUGGCAUUCUUCAUUUUCCAAGUGGAAUAUAACACUACAAACGGAGAAUAUAAUACAACCAGUAGAAUUACUGACCACAGCUGCAUUAAACCUGGGGGGUAGUUUGGGGAAGUUAGCGUCCAGACAAACCAUCGCAUUGUUACGUAAAUGUGAUUUUGCAGUAUUUUGCAUAGACUACACAAAAGGGGAAAGAAACGUAAGAGAUACUGCAGCAAAGGUGACAUUAUCUAAAAGAGAAGUGGCAUGGUUAACUAGGGCAACAAGAUUAAAUAAACCCAUAGUUAUAGCUGUUCUGACAGAUAAAGGAUCUAAAAAAUGCUCUUUGAGUGAUGAUACUCCCUUAAGUCAUGAAUUUGAAUCCAUUCCUAUAAUUUCUAUACCGAUGGAUUCUUCUUCCAGUUCUAUCACUAAAGGAACAUCAAAAUCAAUAAAUAAACUGAAAACUACUGUACAUUCAUUGCUACAUAGAAGCAAACAAACCAUAGAAACAAACACGUUGAAUGCAUGGUUACGAGCUUUUACUGCAAGGUGGCCUCCUCCAUGGUUUGACGGUGCCAAAGUAAACCUAAAGUUUGCCGCUCAGGUACGUUCCAAUCCACCUACAUUUGUUCUUUGGACAAACGUAUUUUCUGCAUUUCCGCAGCAUUACUUGAGACAAUUAAAAGCAGCACUUUCUGAUGAAUUUGAAUUGAAGGGCGUUCCCAUAAGGAUUAUAUUGAGGACUACAUUUAAACCUAGCAAAAAUGUAGACAAGACUAAAAUAAGAAGAAAGCUAUUUGAUAAACUGUAG
Theileria equi strain WA is the source of this 1953-nucleotide messenger RNA. RefSeq lists its product as hypothetical. NCBI's taxonomy places the organism in Eukaryota, Apicomplexa, Aconoidasida, Piroplasmida, Theileriidae. The record is from RefSeq and is a predicted model, not a curated record. Bases 1 to 1953 code for a protein of 650 amino acids. The transcript has a single exon. Gene Ontology annotation, molecular function: GTP binding.